GCCGAAGCACAGCCUUUGUGUCGGGGGAUGUCAGCGCGUCGGCGAAAGGGCCCGCCAAUAGAAAAAGCCGUUGGUGUAUGCAAAUAAGGGCCCUAUGACGCAGAGACGCAGCGUGAAGCGUGGAUAUAAAAGCAGAAGCGCCGGGGGGGUUUAGAGCGCAGAGCGGUUUGGUCGUUCGUUGGAGUAGUAUCGUUCUUUUGCUCCGCAGCUGCAGGUCUUCACUGGGCAGCAGCUCGGCGCGGCGGUCGGAGAAGCGGCCUAAGAUUUCGGCGUUGGGUAAGAGAAAAUGGCCCGAACCAAGCAGACCGCGCGGAAGUCCACUGGUGGGAAAGCCCCCCGCAAACAGCUGGCCACCAAGGCUGCCAGGAAAAGCGCCCCCUCUACCGGCGGGGUGAAGAAACCUCAUCGCUACAGGCCCGGGACUGUGGCUCUUCGAGAGAUUCGUCGUUACCAGAAGUCGACCGAGCUUCUCAUCCGGAAGUUGCCUUUCCAGAGAUUGGUGAGAGAGAUCGCCCAGGAUUUCAAAACCGACUUGAGGUUUCAGAGUGCAGCCAUUGGCGCCCUUCAGGAGGCUAGUGAAGCGUACCUGGUGGGUUUAUUUGAAGAUACUAAUCUGUGUGCCAUCCACGCUAAGAGAGUCACCAUCAUGCCCAAAGACAUCCAGUUGGCUCGCCGGAUACGGGGAGAGAGAGCUUAAGUGAAGGCAGUUUUUAAUGGCGUUUUGUAGUAAAUUCUGUAAAAUACUUUGGUUUAAUUUGUGACUUUUUUUGUAAGAAAUUGUUUAUAAUAUGUUGCAUUUGUACUUAAGUCAUUCCAUCUUUCACUCAGGAUGAAUGCGAAAAGUGACUGUUCACAGACCUCAGUGAUGUGAGCACUGUUGCUCAGGAGUGACAAGUUGCUAAUAUGCAGAAGGGAUGGGUGAUAUUUCUUGCUUCUCAUGAUGCAUGUUUCUGUAUGUUAAUGACUUGUUGGGUAGUUAUUAAGGUACUAGAAUUGAUAAAUGUGUACAGGGUCCUUUUGCAAUAAAACUGGUUAUGACUUGAUCCAAGUGUUUAACAAUUGGGGCUGUUAAGUCUGACCAUACAUCACUGUGAUAGAAUGCGGGCUUUUUCAAGGGUGAAGAUACAAGUCUUAACCACAGUGUAACUUACAGUUUCCUAAAAAAAAAAAAAAGAAAGAAAAAAAAAAGUAAACCUGGCAGCUAUAGAAUACACUAUGUGCAUUUAUAAUAGCUAUUUUAUAUAUUGUAGUGUCAACAUUUUUAAAUUAAAUGUUUUACAUUCACAAGUGGUGGGGAGUCUUGUCAUUAAGGUGUGUAUAAUUUAGAGUCCAGUUGGUUUUUUCUUAACUAGAGACUGCACUUGUUUUCAUAGUAGUAAAAUGCUAUGUGUAAUAUACCUUGCAUAAGUCCUCAUUCUACCACAUGUUAACUAACCCUCUAGCUGAUAAUGCAAACACUAACUGGGGGAUUUUAUUUAUAAGGGCUCUAGAAUAAAAUAACAAGUUAUUCACACCAGCAUCAUCUGUUAACUAAUAUUCUAUCUAGUUUAGCUUUUCAUAGUGUUGUGGUUGGUUUUAAAUCUAGGUUUUCUUCUAAGGAAAUAAUAUCAAGGGUUGGUUCUUUACCUUAUGGAGUUUAGUGUGGGGGAGGAGCAGGCAGCUCCAGGUUUAUUGGACCUCUGCAAAUUACGAUGGUGUUGGGGAUAGAUUACAUCUGGUUAUUUACUGUCCUGGGAAAAUCCCUUUUAUAUAAGAGAUGGCCUUCCAAGUGGUUUUUAAAUUUAUCCUUUAUUGAGGUUUUUAGGUCAAUUAUGUAUGUUGACUAAAUUUACAAAUAAACUUGUUUAUUCAACUAAGUGUCAAAAACCUAAA
Molecule: messenger RNA, 1872 nt
Organism: Urocitellus parryii (Arctic ground squirrel)
Lineage: Eukaryota; Metazoa; Chordata; Mammalia; Rodentia; Sciuridae
Gene: H3-3b
Product: H3.3 histone B
Cellular component (GO): nucleosome
Molecular function (GO): protein heterodimerization activity; DNA binding; structural constituent of chromatin
Source: RefSeq, a predicted model, not a curated record